AUGGAGCAUCCGGGUCAAAUUCCCUCCACAUGGUCGUGGAAGGCUACAGUUGACAAUUUCACUCAUGGGAUCCACACUUUGACGGUCAACAAUGCCUCCACGGCAACGAAAUCAAGAUUCACAAACUCUAUCGGUCAUUUGAUGUUUCGUGUUGGAUUUACAGACAACCCAAUGAUUUUCCCGAUGCUCGCGAACCAUACAGAGACCGGGCUCACAGAGCUAACAGAUGCGGAUGGCUUUCUCGUGGAGCACACAGCUGCCGGUGCAGAUCAAUGGCGUUUCAGUACUAAUUGGGGGAGCUCUUGGAGCGACUGGGAGGUCUAUAAAGGAACUCCGAGCCGGAUCAGCAAUCUGCCAUGGUCCGGAACGAAGCGACAGCAAUGGGAAGGAAGCCAUGUCAUUUUGCAGUACUGGAGCAAGAUGGCAGGAAGUAGCCAGCAUGUUCAACAUAUGGAUUUGCGGGGAGCAAAAAAGUCCCCGAGACGAUUCCCUCAUCUGUUUGCAAUUGGGGAUUUCAAUAAAUACGGGCAGGAUAUCGGACUGAAAAACACGUUCUCGCUGGAUGACAAGAUAAAAGCUUGGAAAUUCCACUUGUCAGCCGAAUGGCCGUCCAAAUUCCAGGUGAAUGUUUGGGGAAUUAAUCCUGACAAAAAGCUCGAUCAAACCUUUUUGCUUGGAAAUACCCUGAACAGCAGUCGGUUAAAUCGCCUUCAGCCGGACUCGCUUUCCGUUGGUGACAAUGUCAUUGAUUUCUCCGAAUUUCCGCCCGCACCAUUCAUGGCCUACCAAAUGGAAUUGAACGAUGGAAAAAUGCGAUUUGAGCUUGUUCCAGUUGGACAACGGCUGCACCAACAGAUCAUGUAUCUCUUGCUCUGGAUCCUUCCGGUAGUGACUGGUGCACUCAGUAUUUGGAUAUAUAUGGGCGCUUUCUACCACGUCACUUUCAACCGCACGGGCGUCGGUAAAGGUCUUCAACUUGGCUCUUUGCCGGCUUUCCUCCGCCUGAAUAAAGGCUUCGAUAAGCUUGGCAGCGAAGAGAAUCAAGGACCGACAAUGACAGACGUAGGAAAAACAAAUCCUUUCGGUGUUCUCCCUUUGGCCGCAAUUUCAAUUCCGAAACCUAAGCGAACCGUCUUGUUGGCCACUUUGGAAUAUGACAUUGAAGACUGGAGCAUCAAAAUCAAGAUUGGCGGGCUUGGAGUGAUGGCACAAUUGAUGGGGAAGAACCUCCCCCAUCAUGACAUUGUAUGGGUGGUACCCUGCGUUGGUGGAGUUGACUAUCCAAUUGAUACACCGGUCGAUCCCAUGUCCAUCGCCAUUGGCGGGACUGUCUAUGAAGUUCAGGUUCAAUACCACAAGCUACGCAACAUUACAUACGUGCUUCUUGACGCCCCUAUCUUCUGCCAGCAGACCAAAUCAGAGCCAUAUCCACCUCGAAUGGAUGAUCUCCGAAGUGCAAUUUACUACAGUGCAUGGAAUAACUGCAUUGCCGAAACGACCAAGCGCUUUCCGAUCGAAAUUUAUCAUAUUAACGACUAUCACGGCGCAUUAGCACCUCUCUAUCUUCUUCCGCGCACCAUCCCCUGCUGCCUAUCACUUCACAAUGCCGAAUUUCAAGGACUUUGGCCGCUGCGUGAUCAGAAAGAGCUUGAUGAAAUUAGUGAGGUGUUCAACCUGAAGAUCCAGGUCAUCCGCAAGUACGUGCAGUUUGGCGAAGUGUUCAACCUUCUUCGUGCUGGAGCAAGUUAUCUUCGAGUCCACCAGCGGGGCUUUGGGGCGGUUGGUGUGUCUAACAAAUAUGGCGAUCGCUCUUACGCACGAUAUCCGAUCUUCUGGGGCCUCAAAGGGAUCGGCAAACUUCCCAACGCAGAUCCUUCUGAUACCGAGCCCUGGGAUCCCGAGGCAGAAUCUCGCCAGGUCAUUCAAGUUGAUCCGGAGUAUGAGAACUCUCGAGGAAAUGACCGUUGCCAAGCGCAAAAGUGGGCAGGGCUGAAGGUAGACCCGACUGCUGAACUGUUCGUGUUUGUCAUGAUACUGGGAAAACAUUCCAAUGUGCAGCUGAUCUGCGUCGGUCCAGUCAUCGAUAUGUAUGGGAAAUUUGCCGCCCUCAAAUUACAGGAAAUGAUGACGCUCUACCCCGGACGGGUAUUUUCGAAACCCGAAUUCACUGCUUUGCCGCCUUUCAUCUUCACGGGCGCUGAGUUUGCGCUUAUCCCAUCGCGCGAUGAGCCCUUUGGUCUUGUGGCGGUUGAAUUCGGGAGGAAAGGAGCUCUCGGAGUCGGGGCUUUGGUUGGUGGACUUGGCCAGAUGCCAGGCUGGUGGUUCCCCGUCGAAUCCAUGACCGUGAAACAUCUCCAAAAGCAAUUCAAGGCAGCCAUUGAAAGCGCGAUCGGGUCGAAGCAAUCCAAUCGCGCAAUGAUGAGAGCAAACUCUGCCAAACAGCGCUUCCCAGUGGCUCGAUGGGUAGAGGACCUCGACUAUCUGCAAUUGCGAUCAAUUCGUAUGCAUGAAGAGCAAAACGAUCCCUCUCGGCGGAAGCCUCUCAUAAUCCAAACCCCGAGUCUCAACAUCGAUGAAAUGAAUCCUAGCCCAAGGUCUUCGGGCUUCGAGCUUCCCGCUGGGACUCCCAUUCGGAGUCUCUCUUUGGGGGUCCGUUCCGGUCCUGGGCAUCAACCAAAAACAACUGUUUUGCAUGAGGGCACCGCGCUCACACCGAGAUUGGAGGAGAUUGCAGAUCCAGAUGAGCAGGCCAUGUCGACGGAAGAGGCAGAGGCCAUUCUCAGUCGAGGGGCUUCAGACAAUGCGGAGCAGAAUCGACGAGGUCGCUCUAUGUCAGGUGUUUCAUCAAGUUCCGCGGGCAUGGCAGGUCUAGGGAUCAACCGGGCCUACUCACUAGCACAAAGGGGCCGACUGAGGUCGACUUCAGUCUUGAGUUUGGAUCAGAUUAGAGCCACACGCGAGAGCUUUUCGUUGGAGAAUGCAGAUCCCACUUUCAAGGAUGAGACUGGGAAAUACUCACGCUAUUUCCAGGAUGAUGACGAAGGCAAUGAAUUCAACUGGGAAGACGCUUCAGCACAGGAGAUGUUGCUGCCUGUGAGUAUCCAGCGGCCUCCUGCAAUCCAACGCUGGCUGUCAACCCGGAUCGUGGACUGGCCAAUCUACUCAAUACUUCUGGCUUUGGGUCAGAUAAUGGCUGUUAAUCCCUCUCAGAUAACACUUUUCACUGGAUCAGAAAGCAGUCCCGCGGCACUUUACAUUUUAGGAAGUUUGUACACCAUCACCAGCUGCGGUUGGUUGUUGGCAUUCCGACGCAUCCCGUCACUCUACAUCCUCUCACUUCCUUUUGUCCUUUACAGUCUUGCAUUCUUCAUUAUCGGCGUUGCCAGUUUCAGUCCCGACGCUUCAGGUCAAACCUGGGUAUAUCAUAUCGCCGCUGCAUUUUAUAUCAUGGGCUCUUCAAGUGGCUACCUGUUCUUCUCUCUGAACUUUGGAGAUGAUGGGGGAUCCAAGAUCGAAUCCUGGAUCUAUCGCGCAUGCCUCAUCCAGGGCACACAGAAUAUAUACGUCGCUGCACUCUUCUUCUGGGGCUCUGAGUUGGCAUCAACAAGCCGCCGUGGAACGUUUGCAUCGCCAGGCGUUGCCGCAGGCAUAACGAUACCCAUCGCCGCUUUACUGUUGACUAUCGCAGCAGCGCUCUACACCGGUCUGCCAAAAUACUACCGCCAAACCCCCGGCAAGAUUCCGGCUUUCUACAAAAGCAUUUUUCGCCGAAGGAUAAUCAUCUGGUUUUCAAUAUCAGUGGUGCUGCAAAAUUACUUCCUCAGCAUGCCCUACCAGCGCAACUGGGCGUAUCUCUGGGGCUCCAAGUACGCGCCUGGUUGGAUGGUGUUGCUACUUGCUUUGACCUUUUUCAUCGGCGUCUGGUACGUGCUUCUCGCACUGCUGGCUUGGAGAUCGAAGACUCAUUCUUGGAUCGUGCCAAUUUUCGCCGUCGGUCUUGGUGCUCCACGAUGGGCACAGAUGCUCUGGGGUACGUCCGGUAUUGGGCUGUGGGUGCCAUGGAUUGUGGGUGGUCCCCGGGGCAGUGCCCUGGGUGGUCGAAUCCUCUGGCUCUGGCUAGGCGUUUUGGAUUCCAUUCAAGGAGUUGGAAUUGGCAUGAUGCUGCUACAAACACUUACACGGAUUCACAUUGCGGCAACGCUGUGUGGGGCUCAGUUGAUUGGCACGGUGACGACUUUGGUCGCUAGUGCCAGUGCACCCGAUCGUGAGGGUCCAGGGAAUGUAUUCCCUGAUUUUUCGGCGGGUAUCAUCUUCGGCCUCUCGAAGCCCUGGUUUUGGAUUGCGCUGAGCUGUCAAUUGGUAAUUCCGAUUGGAUUUUUCAUGUUCUUCCGCAAGGAGCAAUUGACUAAGCCUUGA
This is a messenger RNA of Penicillium longicatenatum, 4416 nucleotides long. RefSeq lists its product as uncharacterized. NCBI's taxonomy places the organism in Eukaryota, Fungi, Ascomycota, Eurotiomycetes, Eurotiales, Aspergillaceae. The record is from RefSeq and is a predicted model, not a curated record. The coding region runs from base 1 to 4416 and encodes 1471 amino acids. The transcript is spliced from 5 exons. Gene Ontology annotation, cellular component: fungal-type cell wall. Gene Ontology annotation, molecular function: alpha-1,3-glucan synthase activity. Gene Ontology annotation, biological process: fungal-type cell wall (1->3)-alpha-glucan biosynthetic process.